UCUCGCAGGGGUGGCGCACCCCAAGGCCGUUGUGAAUGGUGCUGAAAGGUGAUGAACGUGUUUUCCUAAGGUCGUUAAGGGCGGUUCGUGAUGUUUAGCCGCUGCGGGAGAUUUUAAGUGUACGGAUUAUUGGGGUUAGACUGCGUCCUGAUAAGGCAUGCUAUGUGUCAGAGCAUCGGAAACGGAGGUCCGUGUAGAAGAUGACGGGGUUAAGUAGAUAAAGGGAGCAGGCCUGGCUGCCAUCAACGACGGACGAUUCCUCGGCUCUUCUCUUUCUCACUGCAGCGCACAAUGCUCUGCCACCGCGCUCUUGUCAUUCUCAUCGCUGUCAACGUGCCAAUCGUGACGGGGCUAGAGCCAGACUUCGCUUACCCGCUGGAGAACGUAACGAUCCCGCAAGGUCGAGACGCUACCUUCACCUGCGUGGUGAACAACCUCGGUGGAUACCGGGUGAGUCCUUCCUCCUCCGCGAGCGGAGAUCACUCUGGCAGCGUCAAGGGUAACGCCCGGGUGGCGUGGAUUAAAGCAGACACCAAGGCGAUCCUAGCGAUUCAUGAGCACGUGAUCACGAACAACGCCCGUCUGUCGGUGACCCACAGCGACUACAACACGUGGACGUUGAACAUUCGCAGUGCACGCCGGGAAGAUCGCGGAAUUUAUAUGUGCCAGGUCAACACGGAUCCCAUGAAGAGCCAGAGCGCGUUUUUGGAGGUGGUAAUACCGCCAGACAUCAUCUCAGAGGAAACCUCGAACGACAUGAUGGUUCCCGAGGGAGGUGCCGCGAAGCUGGUGUGCAAAGCGCGCGGUUAUCCCAAGCCUGACAUCGUGUGGAAGCGAGAAGACGGCGCCGAAAUCAUUUCGCGUUCCGGUCCUGGCAAGACAAAAAUACCCAGUGCAGAGGGCGAAGUGCUGACUUUGUCGAAAGUAACGAGGGGCGAGAUGGGCGCCUACCUAUGCAUCGCCAGCAAUGGAGUGCCUCCGUCAGUCAGCAAACGAAUGAUGCUGCACGUGCAUUUUCACCCGAUGGUCCAGGUACCGAACCAGCUGGUCGGAGCUCCGAUCGGAACUAACGUCACGUUGGUCUGCCAUGUGGAAGCGUCACCUAAGGCCAUUAAUUAUUGGACCCGAGAAACUGAUGAAAUGAUAAUCACUAACAGUAAGUACGCGAUGUCCGAGGUGAAGACGUCAGUGUACAGCGUGCAGAUGCGACUAGUUAUCAUGAACCUGCAGAAGCACGAUCUGGGUGGCUACAAGUGCAUCUCAAAAAACUCCAUUGGCGACGCUGAGGGGAACAUCCGGCUUUACGACAUGGAGCUACCUAAACAUUCCAAAAAGGGCAGUGACCGGCGAUCAGAGGAUGACGCGGGCGACUCGAUUGGUGAUCGCGAUCACAGAUUGAACCACGCGCAUCAAGGAUCCCUGAGGGAAACAGGAUCGACUCUGGAACCAGCCUUCGACGCGGACGACAAUUCGGCGUCUACAACGUCGAGAGACAACGCGCCGCCGGCGACGAUCGGCAUCGUCCUGAUCAUGCUGCACCACUUGGUCGCUUCGACGUAAGAUAGACGUAACCUAUUUGCCCUUAAACGCAAACUACGUUUACCACGAGCUCGAUUCGCUAACCUAAGGAAACUCCGAGAUAGCGGCAGAGUAGCUCCGUCGCCUCGCGUUCUCGGCAAUCUACGACAUUAUUAUUGCCGAAUCUCAUCGAUAUCAUGUCAACCCUGACGUUAAAAAUUAAUUAUAAUAUUUUAAACGGAAACGAUUACUGUGCUGAAUGAUACAUUCGUAAAUAUAACAAGACUCAUUAAAUCGUUAAACAAAAUUCUUCUGCAGAAAUCGAAAGGUAAAUUGACACGGACAUCUCGACUAUUGUUUUAAUCCUUUACGUGAUAACGUUU
This is a messenger RNA of Trachymyrmex cornetzi, 1901 nucleotides long. RefSeq names its product lachesin. The coding region runs from base 292 to 1560 and encodes 422 amino acids. The transcript is spliced from 9 exons. Lineage: Eukaryota; Metazoa; Arthropoda; Insecta; Hymenoptera; Formicidae. Gene Ontology annotation, cellular component: neuron projection. The record is from RefSeq and is a predicted model, not a curated record.